Messenger RNA from Exophiala bonariae, 1050 nucleotides. RefSeq lists its product as uncharacterized. The record is from RefSeq and is a predicted model, not a curated record. The transcript has 4 exons. The coding region runs from base 1 to 1050 and encodes 349 amino acids. NCBI's taxonomy places the organism in Eukaryota, Fungi, Ascomycota, Eurotiomycetes, Chaetothyriales, Herpotrichiellaceae.
AUGGAUGUCCUGAGCUCCAAAAUUGAUGAUCUGCACCUCAAAAUCUCGGAACAAGCUGCGGUGGAAAAGAUCAGUGGGCGAAAGAUCUUCUUUUUGGGAGAAAGCAAGGAGUCAGUCUUGACUCAACUUGUUCUUAUGAAGGAUCAGGUCCAUGAAGCUGUUCUUUACGGUCUCUCACAGGACACCGACGGAGUUGCGGCAGGCGUCAACAUUGGUCUGGAAGGUAUUGAAAACUCCCAAGAAGUGAGCUUGUUUUUCAAAUCAGCUGCUGCGAAUUUCUGUAAAGCCAGCAUCUCUGCACGUUUCAUCAAGGAGGUCACCGGCGGAUGCGAACCAAGGUCCUGUACGCAACUCAAUGCUUUCACCGUUGUCCAAGACAAUAAGAGACGCAACAGGCUCAUGUUAUUUGGCACCGUUCGAGAAGUUGAUGGGGCCUUCCGUAACGUAGAGAUAUCUCCAUAUCACGUAUUUGAUGACGAUGCUAGCGGAGAUGGGCGAGUAUUCGCUUGUAUCGGCUUAGCAGCAAGAUUCCGCCGGACAGACCUGUUACGAUAUUUUGAUAGUCAGAGUAUUGGAAUUAUGAAUCUGGACGAUGGCUUCAGCGCGCUUUCAGGGUUCUGGCAGGGGAUUGUGGACAUUCCUUUGAUGUUUGCGGAUUCUAGUUCUGUGGCGAUGCUAGACUACUCUGCGGAAGUUUUCGCCGAGUUCGACAUUUGUGAUGACUCUGAAAACUCAGUACCUACAGGCUGCUUGAGAGCCCAUAACUCGAAUCUAGACAGGAUGGUACGUAUGAUGGGGGACAUCAUUCGAGUUCUUGAAGCGAAGAACUUCGAACUCGAGGAACAGGGUUGUUCCCAAAGCACAUCGUUGCUCAGUUUGUCAGUUACACGAGGCAAAUAUUCAACUGAAAUUUGCCGUCUGCUCUGCGAAAACGGCGUCAACGUUUACACGACAGAUAAAUGUGGGAGAAAUGCUCUGGAUCGAGCGAUGUACUCACAAUGUGGACAACGGGGAGAGGAGGGCUUCCUCGAAGAGAGACUCGCUUUCUAG